CGUGAACGCGUAUGUCAACCCGAAUGAGCCUAGCGGGACCGAGACCAAGGCGUUCGGGCCCCCUUCUGCCGGUGCUACGGAGUUGAACCAGCUAUGGGACGUCUCAAAGACGCUUAUGGCGGCCAAGUUCACGUCACCGGAAGAGACGACGAUCGUCAGUCCGCCUCCGAGACCCCCUACCGGGCCCGUCGAGGGUGGAGAACCGGUUGCAAGCGCUGGCGGUUCUACCGAGACCACCACCACUACUACCUCCUCCAACGAAACCCCCACUCAAGCAGAACCUCAGUCAAACCAGAUCUCCGAGACGGCUUUAAACUACCGUCUCCGAGCGCAAUCAUCCGUCAAUCUUGGUGGAUGGCUGGUCACUGAGAAAUGGCUGAAACCGGGAUUGUACGAAUGCACGGGGAACGACAAGGUGGGAGAGCUGAAUUUGGCGGCGAAUUGCGACGUGUCGAAACUCCAAGAGCACUGGGAUACCUGGAUCACCGACAAGGACUUUGAUGCGCUUAAAGAACGAGGAAUCAACACCGUCCGACUUCCCGUUGGCUACUGGACAGUAGGCAAAGCCAACUGUAACUGCGAGGACUCCAAAUUCUGGCCGUAUAUCGACAAGUACGAAGGACAGUGGAGUUAUGUCCUCAAGGCCAUUGAUUGGGCGAACCAGAGGGGUAUGGGGGUUUUGAUCGAUUUGCAUGGCGCGCAAGGAUCGCAGAACACCUGGGACCACUCGGGUGAAAGCGACCGCAAAGACGGAGUCGCCGGUUUCGUUGGUAGCGAGACCAACCGAGGCGCUACGAAAGAGGUCAUCAAAUGGAUUGUCAGCCAGGUCAAAGAUAAAGAGAACGUCGUUGGCAUCGAAUUGUUGAACGAAGCUACCGAGGAUGCGGGCGCAUUGGGUAGUUGGUACGCCGAAGUCGCCUCUGAUAUCCAAGCCAUCGCCGGUCUAGAUUACCCUAUCUACAUCUUCGCUGGUUUCCGAGGAUCGGGAGACUACUGGCAUGACUGGGUGCAAGACAAGCCUGGGUUCUGGGUUCUUGACGUCCACCCUUACUACCUGUACUCGAGCAACUGGAAAACAACCACUAUCGACCAGAUGUUGGACUCGAUCACCAAACAGGACACUCGGAGUCUCCAGAAACUCGCGCCGAACGUCGUCUUGGGAGAAUGGGGUUGCGCCGUCGAAGGAAACUCCACUGCCGAACACGAGGGUUUCGACAGGGUCGGGCAAUACUGCGAUGCUCAGCUCGAAUUGUAUACUUCCCAAGCUGCCGGAGGUUGGCACUAUUGGAACAUCCAUGCGGAGGGGGAUCGUUCGCCUUGGGACUUUUUGUCGGCCUCGACCGUUCACCCGGGGAACAACCGAGCUCUCGUCCGACCCGCUCGAAACGCCGCUUCCUUCGAUCCCGCUGCGAGGAACGAUGGAUCUCAUGGAUUCAGCCACAAGCGGUCGAUGCUCGCACAACGGGCCCGGGCUCAUGAGCACAGGAUCAAGCGAGAUUCGUAUGUAAGACAUCACGAUGAUGCAGUUGAGGUUUGGGACGCUGGCUGCGAGAUUGGAAAGUUGUUUGCCGAGGCUGGCCAUGUCCUCGGAUUCCCUGCCGAGUGGAUUCGUCGACACGGCCUGAAGCAUGACGAUUACGAUGGGCAUACUUACCGCGAACACUUUACCAACGGUGUCCGAGCGUGUCAAGUGUGAGUGAGGAAAACAGAUGGACAGUUGCGGUGUCUUCUUCUUUAGGGCAAAUAUAUCUUGUAGUGCGGGUCCGCUUCAAUCACAUGC
Messenger RNA from Filobasidium floriforme, 1780 nucleotides. RefSeq names its product glycoside hydrolase superfamily. The record is from RefSeq and is a predicted model, not a curated record. Gene Ontology annotation, biological process: glucan catabolic process. The transcript is spliced from 13 exons. Lineage: Eukaryota; Fungi; Basidiomycota; Tremellomycetes; Filobasidiales; Filobasidiaceae. Gene Ontology annotation, molecular function: glucan endo-1,6-beta-glucosidase activity. The coding region runs from base 116 to 1696 and encodes 526 amino acids. Gene Ontology annotation, cellular component: cell surface; extracellular region.